This is a messenger RNA of Leptinotarsa decemlineata (Colorado potato beetle), 3268 nucleotides long. Its product is annotated as dynein axonemal intermediate chain 7. The record is from RefSeq and is a predicted model, not a curated record. Gene Ontology annotation, molecular function: microtubule binding; beta-tubulin binding. Gene Ontology annotation, cellular component: axoneme. NCBI's taxonomy places the organism in Eukaryota, Metazoa, Arthropoda, Insecta, Coleoptera, Chrysomelidae.
AUGGUAAUUUUUUCAACUGAUAGAGCCCUGAGGAGUUUGUUGACCUCUGCAUUGAUUCGCCUGGAGCAAGAAAAAAAAGAGGCUAUCGAGAAGGAGAAGAGAGAAAUCGUCGAACAACAAAUUCGAGAGGAACAAUUGGAAAAGUCGAUCCAGUACAUACGCGACGUGAUAAAUCUAUUCAUGGAACAUUCGAAGGCUGAAAGGGAACAAUCUGAAGUGAAGUCUGUACUAAAAUCGAUAACAAAAGUUCCCAAAGAAACUGAAAGGUUGACUGGAUCGAGCAAAGUAUUACCAGUUGAACAGUCGAAGGAUAAAUUGAAAAAAUCAUCAUCAUCAAAAGUUGUGUUCAAGCCUGAUAGUGAAAAAAAUUCACCAGAAGAUCAAAAUGUCCCGCCUGAAAAAGAGAAGGUCGGCAAGAAAGCUAAAAAACAAAAAAAGGGCAAGAAAAUCCCUGAAGAGGACGCACCCACAGAAUCAACAAACAAAAUGGAAGUGGAUGUCGAAAAGCCAAAGAAAAAAGGAGGAAAAAAGCAGAAGAAAAUUACUAUGGUUAUUCCUUCUGCUACUGAAGUUCCUUCGGUUACCAAAACUUCUUCCGUUACAAAAACUCCUUCAGAAAUGAAACCUACCUCAAAAACAUUGAUGUCCGUAACUGAACAAGGAUCGGAAUUGUUUUCUUCUAAAACUGACAUGACAGCAGCCGGACCUCGGGUGCAGUCUCAGAGGACAAUGACAUCAUCAGUAAUAUUACCUAGAGGAGGAAGCAGUAAGCUGAGAACAACGUCAAGUCAAAAAUUGAAAAGAUCCUCGAAAAAGUUAGCGUCGAGCAGAAGUCUUGGUCUGGACGAAUCAUUCGAAGAGUACUCUUCCUCUACCGCAUCUUCAGAAGAAGUCGUUAUAAAAGACAAGAAAGAAAAGAAACGUCCACCGAAAAAAGAAAAAAAAUCGAAGAAAAAAACCAGGGAGAAGUCCGACCUUGAUGUCGAAGAGAAACCUGAAGAACCAGUGGAAAAAGAAUACGAUGUAUUGGAGGACAUCGCCAAAAUGAAAGCUGAGUCGAUGCAACGGGCUAUGUCAGAAGUCCAGGAACCUGCGGAAACUGUCGAAGAAGUUGUAGUAGAAGAACCAAAAAAGGUGCCGAAGAAGAAGGUUUCGAAGAAGGAGAGGGCUCGCAUGACGGCCGAAAUGGCGGAGAAGCUGAGAAUAGAGGCCGAGCAAGAAGCUGCGAGAUUGGCCGAAUUAGAGAGGAUUCGCCUGGAGCAAGAAAAAAAAGAGGCUAUCGAGAAGGAGAAGAGAGAAAUCGUCGAACAACAAAUUCGAGAGGAACAAUUGGAAAAGUCGACCCAGUACAUACGCGACGUGACAAAUCUAUUCAUGGAACAUUCGAAGGCUGAAAGGGAACAAUCUGAGUGGCAAUUAUACGUAGAUUGCAGAAAAUUACCCGAUCCUUCGCUUUGUGUCCAAAUGAAUAGAUACCUCCAUUUAUGGGAGAAGGUUAUAGAUGGUACCACUAUGAAGGAGGCGGCGGAUAGAACUAAUGAUGUUCUGCAGUUACUAGAGGAACUGGAGGACCUAAUCGACAACUCUAUUGACGAAGAUGAAAAGAAAAAGGAGAUCUGGAGAUGGGUUCGUCAGUUAUUUAGAGAACAUCAGAAAGAGAGUUUGGAUGUAGCGACAUACAGACUGUUGAGAUGCGUCGAGAAAAAUUUGAAUAGAAUUGAUAUACCUACUGCAGACUUCAAUUAUAAAAAUGACGACAUCAAUCUGAGUAUUUGGUUAAGGGUUCAAUUGCCGAUACCGCUUCCGAAUCCAAGAAGACCUCCGAAAUUUACCGGAGUCGACCAGACGAGAAUGGCGGAUCAGGCAGAAGUACAAAUACGACCAUAGAGACAAGAAGCGCAAACCUGGUACACCGCUUCUUGAACAUGUUGAUUCAAGCAUCAGUGAACGCGCCCUGGCGAAAAAGGAGGAAGAAAAAAAAGAGGCAGCUGAAGAAGAACCCACAGAGUUUGCCUCUGACGAGGAAAUUCCAGUUGUGCCAUACAAAAAACUAGAUCCCACAUCUAGUGAGUUUGCUGUAUCAUUAGAAGGAAAGGCCUACAUGGAUGCCAAGAGAAGUUUGAUGGUGAAGGUUCAUGGAAAUAUUUUGAAUCUGAGGAAAUAUGCGAUUCUAGGUGGUGUGUUUCAUCUUGAUUUACUGUUUCAACCACCCCAACCACAAGAUUUUGUAACCACCGAUAUGACCAUUACUUGCCUUUAUUUGCCGAAAAAGUUAGAACACGUUCCAUUUUCGGUUAUUUACAACCCUCCAGUGCCACCAGAGUCUGGCGUGAAACGGCUACCCGAAGAAAUAGAGGAAGAAAUGAAGAAGCAAGAAGAGGAAAUGGAUAAACUUAUGAUGGUGACUCUAACUUGGCCACUGCAUGUAAUAUUUUUGGAACUGCCUCUUGUGUGCCAAUGGGAUGAAACCAAGAAACACUGGACUAAGGAAAAUAUCCAUGACUUGAAACAUAACGAAGAAAAGUGUACUCUGACUUUCAGAACUGGGUUAUUCGGAAUUUUUGGUCUUGCGGCCGUGAGGUACGCUAACUUGCCGUAUCAAGCUUGGGAAAUUAGACCCGAAGCUGAUGAAUCCGUUACAAUCAACAUUACCGCGACUAUACUGAUAAUUGAGCUCAACAUAAAAAAUGGUUUGAUUUGCAUUACUCAACUUCAAAAUAGUCCAAACAACGCUCUUCAAGAUAUGAUCGGGAUAUAUUUCAAGAUAUACAAACUCAAAAGGAUUAUGAAAGAAGCUGGUGUGGACGUUUUCCCAGAACCCGAUGCAUUCUGCUAUGUUUCUGGUAGUUGUGAGAAGCAGUGGCCAAUGGAGAAGCAUUUGUACAAUAAUAUGGCAAGGCUCAGUAAUGUUUUCAAUUUUGCUUGGUCGAGAUGGAAUUUUCCAGCUGGAAGGAGAAGUAUUGUUCUUCAGAUGAGAGAAUAUUUUCCUAAUAAACCAAAACAGAAAAAUCAUUCUAUGCUUCUUGUUACUCCGUUGAAGUCCACUUAUGUCGACUGUACCGAGGUUAGCCAGGUUUUCUCCGAUCAAGGAAUUGAAAACCAAAAGUUCAGUGCAGAUUUAUUUAACCUCAUGAAAGCUACCAGUGGAAUUGCAGUGAGAAAGAAGGUCCAAAGCGUUUCGAAGGAGAACGUCCACGCCUUAUCGGAACUUUUGAUCUAUAUGAGAAUUCUGAGUCUUUCCUGAAAAAUAAACGUUCAUACGUGAAUA